AUGCUUUACCUUCCACUUCCUCUGGGGCAACCACCUAUACCCACCAUCGGGGAUAAAUUAAUUAUCCCGACUUCAUCACCAUGGAUCCGAUUUGAGAGAUGGUCCCGCAUCUAUGGCCCAAUAUCCACUUUAUGGGUCGGUCGGCGCCCUACAAUCACCAUACUAUCCCCCAACAUCGCCGUAGACCUUCUCGAAAAAUGCAGCACCAACUUCAGCUCACGACCGCGGUUUGUGAUGGGCGAAUUGAACUGGACAAUGCUGGGAUCCUCGUUCAACCCCAAGGCAAGGAAUGGCACACCCGAAGACAGAUGCUGCAUCAGGCUCUCUACCCCUAUGGAUUCAAAAACUAUUCGGCAGAGAUAA
Messenger RNA from Penicillium chermesinum, 363 nucleotides. RefSeq lists its product as uncharacterized. Gene Ontology annotation, molecular function: iron ion binding; heme binding; monooxygenase activity. The coding region runs from base 1 to 363 and encodes 120 amino acids. The transcript has a single exon. NCBI's taxonomy places the organism in Eukaryota, Fungi, Ascomycota, Eurotiomycetes, Eurotiales, Aspergillaceae. The record is from RefSeq and is a predicted model, not a curated record.